AACCCUCUGACGUGAGUAGAGAGAUGGUGUUCGAAUUCAGCAGAAAACUCCACGGAUUCGAGAUUAUUGAAUGUGGCGCCAAGAUCUUGACCGAAGAGGAGAGCAUGGAAGGUAGCUAUGAACCCAGCGAAGAAGUCAUUGUAGAUGAAACUAAUAUUGAUGAUCUUUCAUCCAAAGAAGUCGAGAAACGCACAGAUUGUUGGAGUUGGCUCUUCCUCUGCUUCGGUCUCUCGGUUUCGGGAAAGGAGACGAUAGAAUCCGAGGGAGUUUUGUAUGCUAAUUUGCCACAACAUCCCUUGAUCGAGAGUGUUCCGAAUCUUGCAGUGGACCGCCUCGUUUUUAGAGAGGGAGAGGAGGUUGGUGACAGAGAUGGUUACCAAGGAGGUCCUAGAUCAGGUGGAGAUGUGGUGACAAGAGUGGAGCUCCUGCUGAUUACCAGCCUGCUUUCAGGGUAUAGUCAGCGUUCUUUGGUACUUGUUCUGUGUUUCGUGUCAUCUAGAAAGGAACUCCUUAAUGGUAUUAAGAAUUUGAAGGAAGAGUAUGGAUUGUUUGUUUGGCCUUGUAGCGUUAUCCUCGCUGAGUAUGUUUGGCAACAGAGAUCUCGAUUUCGCCAUUCUUCGGUUCUUGAGCUAGGGGCUGGUACUUCCUUGCCUGGUUUAGUAGCUGCAAAGGUUGGGGCUAAUGUCACACUUACUGAUGAUGCAAGUAAACCAGAGGUUCUGGACAAUAUGAGAAGAGUCUGUGAACUUAACAAGCUAAACUGUAAUGUGAUGGGUUUCACCUGGGGAGUGUGGGAUGCACCAAUAUUUGACCUGCGACCUAACAUUAUACUUGGGGCUGAUGUUUUAUAUGAUUCAAGUGCAUUUGAUGAUCUCUUUGCGACUGUCUCAUUUCUUCUCCAAAGUUCUCCUGAUGCAGUUUUUAUUACCACAUAUCAUAACAGGAGUGGGCAUCAUCUAAUCGAGUUCCUGAUGGUAAAAUGGGGACUAAAGUGCGUUAAACUUCUAGAUGGCUUCUCAUUCUUGCCCUCCCACAAGGCUUCUGUACUUAGUGGAAACAUUCAGUUGGUUGAGAUCGUAUUGAGUUCCAAUAAUCAGCAGCUUUAGACUGUAACAACCAUCUAAGUGGAUAAUACCACGGAUCAAAGAGGUAUAACAUUUACUUCAUUGUAAGAUAAUCCAUAGUUACUCACUAUAGAAAGUGAUAAGCAGAAGCCCUGGACAGGGGAGCUUAGUUUAAUCAAACUCAUAUCCUUAG
Molecule: messenger RNA, 1257 nt
Organism: Arabidopsis arenosa
Lineage: Eukaryota; Viridiplantae; Streptophyta; Magnoliopsida; Brassicales; Brassicaceae
Source: the annotation of a GenBank genome assembly